UGUUAGAACAGAUCGAGAGAAUUAUGAAAUGUGGAAGCUGUGGAAGCUAGCUGGCCAUGGGUUCAAUCACGUGGAGCCCGGUUGGCCAUGCAAACCGGGCACCGAGGGAGGAGGCGGCGGCUUGGCCGACGUGACCAUUCCUAUUCUGCAGCCUUACGCCCAUGAAGAGACGGGGGAAUCAGGUGAAGACGGGGUAGUGCCGACCGGUCCUAGGACAACACUUGGCGAUUACCAGGACUGGCUGCUCGUAGGUAUCUGCUUCUGUCUGUCAUUGCUUGCUAGCAGUGUCUAUGUCGGGUGGAAGCUGUCUGUCUUCGCCCGGCUAUGGCGGUCGGCGACCACCUACUCUCUCUUCUUCCUCGCCAUCGAGCUUCUUCUCUACCUAUCUCAGCUGUCGUGGGCCGCAGAGUUCUCUCGCCCACCGGCUUCCCGCAAACGCCUCCGACUGGGAUCCAAUGGCCCUUUCCCACGUGUGGCCAUUCUGACCACGUGCUGCAACGAGGAGUUCGACGUCGUUCAGGACACAGUUCUGUGCGCUCUGCGGCAGGAUUACCCGCAGGACCGUUACGGCGUCUGGGUGCUGGAUGACGGGAAGGACGACGAGCUGAAGGCCUGGAUCGAGACUCUGGCCAAGGAGACGGGGCGGCAGGUUGGGUACAUCCGCCGGCCCAAGCAGAAAGGCGUGCCACAUCACUUCAAGGCCGGGAACCUGAACUACGCCGUGAGCCAGUUACAGGACGAAUUCAUUGCAGUCCUCGACGCGGACAUGAUCGUGAGCUCCGACUUCCUCUCCGGCAUGUUGCCUCACUUCUUCUCCUCUCCCAAGAUCGCCUUCGUUCAAGCCCCUCAGGCGUACUACAACAUAUCACGAGGGGACCCUCUCAAUGGGAGCAACAUCUACUUCUACGACGUUUGCCUGCCCCAGAGGGACGCGUUCCGCGUGGCCCAGUGCGUCGGGACGGGGGUGAUCUUCAGGAGGAGCAGCCUGAGCGCCGUUGGAUUGUUCGUGACGGGGGCCGUGACAGAGGACAUCGGCACGUCCUUGCAGCUGCACUCCCAGGGGUGGGAGUCGGUGUACGUGAACGAGCGGUUCCAAAUGGGACUAACGCCCUGGACCUUCGACAGGUACGCGAAGCAGCAGUUUCGGUGGUGCAUGGGGGAGCUUCAGGUGAUCUGGCAACGUGGGCUCAUCUGGGCCAAAGGCGACGCAUUUUCACUGUCCAGGAGGCUCAUUUACUUCCAGGCGGGUCUGCACUCCUUCUUGGCCUUCUCCACUCUAGGGCUGAUCGUGCUGGCGCAGGUGUUGUGCAUCUUUCAGCCGUGGCUGCUGCCCCUCGAGGCAGAUCAGCAAGACUACAGAAACCUCGUCUUGUUCAUCACGCCUCAUCUGGUCUUCGGCCGACUAGGGUCCCAUGCGAUUCACCUGCGAGUCCCGGGGUUCAUGUCCCGGCAGCAGGUCCGGAUUCGAGGCGAACAGGCCUGGUACUGGAUGGCACCGUACAAGUGCUUGUCCGUACUGCGAGCGUACAUCCCAUGGGUCUCCAAGACCUUCGAGGCAACUGGAAGUAAGAGCACCGAUGACUACACUGGGCCCUUCGCCCUCGUCUUCGCGAUACUCAAGUCGUGCCAGUUGAUUGGAUUCCAUCUGUUGUAUGUUGUCAUCGCACUGGCCGGGAUUGGGUGGAGGAUCACCCUAACGGACUUAAACAGCUGCCACGACUUGAUGUCGUCGACUCUCGUCAUCCUAUGGAUGCUAUUCAAUGCGCAGCAGAUGUGUCCGCCCAUCCUCUUUCAGCUGUUUCCACCCGCUUUUCCGGUAGAGACGGAUCGACGGUCCUUGCUAAGGUACGAUGAACACGGGGUGCCAGUGUAUGAGCACGAGCGGGGAAUGCCUCCGACGGACUGGCGGGUGAUCGGAUUGGAGAUCCUGCCAACGGUGCAAGCGGUUGUGUGGAUGUACCUCUUCUGGAUUGCUUUCCACCCCGAUUACAAACCGGGAUACUGCCAAGGGGAUUUCUUCCAGCACAAGAAAGAGGGAGGAAAGAGGGGUACUCGAGGGCAGAGAAGCAUUCGUAUAGGUGGUAGAGAUCAGACGGUGCUAGGAGGUAGGGACAGGAUGGUGGAGCAGGAGAUAGAGAUCUACAGAUAUACAGAUUGGCGAAAGGGAAGAGGGCAGGGAUGUAGAGAGGAAGAGCGCAGAAGUGGUGCUGGAUAAGAAAAAGGAGGGAGCUAAGGGGAUAUAUCUCCCAGCACGGCCACACGGUGGAUGCCACAUGGUGGCAGGAGAGAGCAAGGAUGAUGGAUGAAAGAGGGGGGAGGGGGGGAGGUUGUGAGGGGCGGAGAAAAAGUUAUGGGUCGUAAGAGGCUAGAAGGUGCUGCUGUCUUCACCCGAAUAGAACAUACCCAUAUUAUCACUGUAUCUAGACUGAAGUUGGGCCAAAUCCAGGCAUAAUUACUGUAAGUUCUGUUCGGGUGACGACGAUUGGAGGUAGGGACGGGAUGGGGGACAGAUGAACAGAUUGACGGAAGGGAAGAGGCAGCCUGAGGGAUGUAGAGAGGACGAGCACAGAACUUGCCGGAAGUACUGACAGAUAAGGAGCAAGAGAGACGUAAGGGUGUAUGUAUAUAUAUAUUAUACAUAUAUAUACGUAUACCGCCAUGAAUUGGCGAAGCAACUAUUUGGUUAUGGUGCGCCUUGCGUAAGAGGACACACGAAGUGCUGCGACCUCGUCGACAUAUUCUCUGGGCGUUGGUCACGACUCUCUCUGGCCAGCCGAAAGAAACCAGUUUUCGGCCGACCAACCUUCAACGUGCUGAUCUCCAAUCUCUGUAUUCCGAUUGGAAUGCAGAAAGUCGCGUCGUGGUAGCGCCUUGUGCGUGGAAAAGCAACGACGAAACCCUCCUGAAGCGACCGACCUCGCUGAGCCUGUUUGGUGGCCACUUGGUGGGAAUGCCGCCGCAUGGUGGCUGCGAGCACCCAGCAGCGAGGUGGAUGUAAAUCCAAUUUUUUAGUGGUGGAAUACACUUUUGCUACUCUCACCUCCACAUGUGAACUGUGAGAACGCGUAUUGUCUUCGUCCGUCCGUCAGCUUGUCCAUAUCAUAUCAGAUUGCUAGUGUGUGCUUAUGCGGUUAGUCCACUGACUCCACUCCUCUCUUCCUCCCCUCCCUUUUCUGAUUGGCUGAUGUUUGCCAGUCUGGCUGAGUCUGCCAGAGAGAUGGCCUCUGAUUUCAGAGACAAUUUUCUUCCUCGCAAGAGGCUAUCUCUAUGUUUACCUGUUCGCAGGGCGGAUGGAUGUGAGAUCGCCUCUCUCAUUCUUAAUUAAUUAUGUCGAGUUAAUGAUUAAUAAAUUAAUAAUGAUUCA
This is a messenger RNA of Chara braunii, 3364 nucleotides long. The record is from the annotation of a GenBank genome assembly. NCBI's taxonomy places the organism in Eukaryota, Viridiplantae, Streptophyta, Charophyceae, Charales, Characeae.